AUGCCUGACAGCGCGGAACGCGAUCAAGAUCACCCGUCGUCCGGGCACUCCAAGCCUCGACGCCCAGCACGUCAAACACCACCUCGUCUUAUCAAGAUCAACCUGGUUUAUUUUGGCAGCGAUCUACUGGGAAACGUAGAUGCCAACACCCCCAGUUACGUGUACUUCGGAAGCAAUGAUCUACUGGGCAACGUGGAUGCCAGCACCCCCGGCCCUUACGAAGCGGGCAAUCUGGGCCCUCUGGCACUGGAAUUGGGCAGCCGUGGUCUGGGAUCUCAGCCACAGCUUCUAGGUUGUGCCCUCGGUGAUGCCGCAGCAUCAAGCUAUGGCCCAGCAGGUGCCGCCCGAGGAGUUGCCGCCCCAGGAGGUGGCUCCCCAACAGGUGAUGCCCCAACAGGUGAUGCCCCAACAGGUGAUGCCCCAACAGGUGAUGCCCCAGCAGAUCCCGUCCCCUUCUCCUUCUCCCAGCCAAGAGGACCAGCACUCCAGCAGGUCCUGCAGGAGGACAUGGAGAAGGUGGCGCACCUCGAAUUUGCCCCCGACAUCCUCGAAAAGACUUGGGAGCUCCAAGUUCUUGUCCAACCUGACCCCAGGGUCCAGCAGCCUUCCCCAUCACUGUCACCCCCUCCGGCCGCACCGGCCGUUCCUGUCAAGCGCGGUCCGGGCCGUCCCAAGGGCUCCAGGAACAAGCCCAAGCACAACCUAGACCGGGUCAUCGGGCGCGGCUCGCGGGUGACCAAGAGUGUUGGUAGGGGGGGCAACAGCAUUGCUGCAGAUACGUCCAAAUCAGCAGGCUGGAGAGCAAGAACACCAGGCGAGAAACUCGCCAUCAGGUUGAUCGCUAUCGCUCAGGCGGAAGCGAAGACGAAGCUGGAGGUGUACCUGCUGGACGAGGAGCAGGAUCCGGCCGACGGCGCCGACGUUGCUGUCGGCAACAACAGAAAGCUGUCUCGGGAGCAGCUGCACUGGCAGCUGUUUAUGAAAUUCCAGCAGGAGGCGUUGGACCGGAUCUUCGACGAGAAUCCGCAGCACAAGGAGACGAUUCUGGCCGAGGAGGGGCUCAUGCAGGAGUUGUUUCCGGGGUACUUUGAGAAGGAGUAGGUGUCACUGUUUGGUCAUUGUUUUUGUAUUUGUAGGAGCACAUUGUCACUUCUAG
Molecule: messenger RNA, 1156 nt
Organism: Neurospora tetraspora
Lineage: Eukaryota; Fungi; Ascomycota; Sordariomycetes; Sordariales; Sordariaceae
Exons: 4
Coding region: 1-1101 (366 amino acids)
Source: RefSeq, a predicted model, not a curated record